This is a messenger RNA of Prorocentrum cordatum, 221 nucleotides long. NCBI's taxonomy places the organism in Eukaryota, Dinophyceae, Prorocentrales, Prorocentraceae. The record is from the annotation of a GenBank genome assembly.
AUGGGGGACAUGUUAGACCGCACGCCGCCCGAGCUGCUGAGGAGGAUGACGGAGGCCGCGGACCGAUCGUCAUCAGAGGCUGCCGAGAGGACCAAGUCUGGCGAACUGGCCAAGGACGUGUACAAUGAAGUCGGUACGGCUUUGAUCGAAGAGGUGAAACAGUUCAUGCUGGCGGACGUCGGCGCCAUCCAGCUGAACCAGUACAAGGCAUACUGCUAUAG